UGCCGUCGCAUAAACUAGGUUUUCAUCAAACUUGUGAAACUGUGCAUAUAUAAAGCUGACAGAAAUAAAGUUACUAACAGUAAUAUGGUGCAGAAUAACAAUUAUUUAUUUCGUAUUUCUGAAAAAAAAAACGUUUUAUCCUGCGUUUGUGGGCGCGCGUGCGCCGAGGAGGCUGGUGGGGGCGCGCGCGCGCUCGUGUCACAUUCUUUCGUUGAUCCGUUAACCAUCAGAAAUACAGACAGAACAAGCUCGAGACAGACAACAGCGACAGACAGACAGGGCGGUUGGGGACAGAAUGUUGACUGAAGAUGGACGUUCCUGAAUACCUUGAUCUGGAUGAGAUUGACUUCACUGAUGAUUUACCUUUCUCAUCAAAGAACAUUCCUGAACUUUGUCGACGACAUGACGGACAGACUGAGGAUAGACAAGCUCCUGCGAUCAACUGGGCUCGGAACCCGUCUUCAGUCAGCGGGACGGGAAUCAAACCCACCGGCAUCGCCGAUGUGUACAGCAAAUUCAGACCUGUCAAACGUGUGUCUCCCCUCAAACACCAGCCGGAGGUGUCGGACGCGGAGGCCGACGGGAAGAACGAGGAGCGGCGUGUAGAGAUCUCUGUUUCUCUGUGUGACGCUCAGGGACUCAAGAGCCGAGCCGGCGGGACUGGAGCUCUGUUCGGCGAUCUAGAACACUACGAUCUGGAUAUGGACGAGAUCCUAGACGUGCCGUACAUUAAAUCCAGCCAGCAGGUGGCCACACUUCCACGCGUGGCUUCGGAGAAGAAGACGUCAGGGAGCACGGGUUUCAAGGGCGCGUCGCUCACUCACGCCGAGAGCCUCAGCGGGACACAGUUCUGGCCAGACAUCAGGAAGUCCAAGUCCACAGAUCUGGGGUUCGAGCGAUCGGUCGGCUCAGACUCGGACAGGCUCUUCUCAAGUCUGCCCUUCCCCGACACAACAACCCAUAAAGCCGGAAGUCCAGGCGACUGCACCGCCAACCCUCCUCACGGAGCCAAAGGCACGAGGCAGGACAAGAGCUGGCCGGGGUCGAGAGCAUUUGGAGAGGUUGAUGAGGAAACGAAGAGGAGUCAGAACAUCAUGAAUGUGGUCAGAGAGGGACAGAUCUCACUGCUGCCGCACGUCGCAGUAGAGAAUCUGGAGCGGAUCAGAGACGAGGAGGGAAACAAUCUGCUGCACAUCUCCGCCGCUCACGGUCACGCUGAUUGUCUGCAGCAUCUCACCUCUCUGAUGGGAGAAGACUGUCUGAAUGAACGCAACGCUCAGCAGCUCACGCCAGCUGGACUCGGGGUCAAGAACGGUUGUCUUGAAUGUGUGCGCUGGAUGGUGAGUGAGACAGAAGCCAUCGCUGAGCUCAGCUGCACCAGAGAACAUCCCAGCCUCAUCCAUUACGCCGCUCGCUACGGACAGGAACGCGUGCUGCUGUGGCUGUUGCAGUUCAUGCAGGAGCAGGGCAUCUCUCUGGACGAGGUGGAUCAGAACGGAAACACGGCGGUUCAUGUGGUGGCUCAACACGGACACUUGAGCUGUCUUCAGACGCUGGUGGAGUACGGGUCUAAUGUGACAGUUCAGAACCAGCAGGGCGAGCGGCCGUCGCAGUGUGCCGAGCAUCAGGGUCACAUGACCUGCUCACGGUAUCUGGUGGUGGUGGAGACGUGCAUGUCUCUCGCCUCACAGGUGGUCAAACUCACCAAACAGCUGCACGAACAAACCACAGCCCGUGUAGCUCUACAGAAUCAACUUCAACUCUUCUUACAAACUCAUGAAGCAAACGGACGGCCACGAUCACCAAGCUCUCAUGGUGGUCCAGCUGACACGUGGUCAGAAAUGAGUUUAACCGCUGAAGUCGGCCCUGAGAACGGUCAGUGGAUUGUGAGACAGAAGCAGGUGGAGACAGAAGCAGGUGGGGACAAAAGCAGGCCACCUGAAGGUCCAGGUGGGCCGGAGUCAGGGGCGGGGCCUGGAGCAGGACCAAUGAGGAGGCCUGGCGUGGCGGAGAAGCGGGAGCUGAAACUGGCCCGUCUGAAACAGAUCAUGCAGCGGUCUCUCAGCGAGUCAGACGGCGACGCUUACCCUCCAGAUGAGUCCAAACACUCCAGACCCGAGCGGCCCACCCAGCUGCCCAUCGCCGAGGCCGAAGAGCUUCAUCUGAUGACCAAACACAAGACGAGCUCCACCGGUGAACGCAAGUUCUCUUUUGCUCACAGGACUUCGAAAUCUGUGGACGUUUGUAACGCCUCGCCAUCAUCGGACUGCAGCGAUCCUGAAUCCAAACCCGACGGGACCAAUGAAAAGAUCCCCACAAGCCCCAAAAGUGCCCUGAAAUCACCAUCCUCCCGCAGAAAGACCUCACAGAACCUCAAACUGAGGGUCACGUUCGACGAGCCGCCACGCAAAGACACGGCCACAGGCGACGCCAAAGUGUCAUCCGGCAAAGAGAAGGUGGAAUCAGGGAAACGACCAUUUGGGACGUUUCGGUCUUUGAUGGAAAGUCUGAGCGGAAACCAGAACAGCAACAAUAAUAACAUUCAGACGUCCAGCGCUGGAAAACAUCCGAGCUCCGGCCCGACACCGAGUCCGCCUGGAAAAAAGACAGAAACCAAGAGCAAACACAAGAGUGCUGCUGUUUAAAGAGCAGACACACAAUCAUCAACAACAUCAGAACAUGAUGCUAGACAGCAGAUCACCUGACCUGUAAAUAACACAUACAAACUUACUUUCUUACACAAUAAAUGACUGUAAAUGCAACUUUUUUGGAAUAAUAGUUUUCAGUACUGUGAUUUUGUACAGUCUCAAUCACCCUGAAGAGCAGAAGGUGUUGCUGUUGUCAAGGUUACGUUCUGACUGUAGUUAAUGACGUGAAUUCAAUCAUAUUCAUUAUUCUGCAUUGAUAUUAUUUCAGACUGACACCAGUUCUUUACUUUUACGUUCACUUAAAUAAUUCACAGCGGUUUUGUUGUGUGUAAUCUAUAUUGUUAUCGAGUAAAUGUUUGAUUUCUAAUUUAAGUAUUAUAUUUGACUGAAAGGAACCAUCAUUGUACUGACGUUUGAAUAUUGAAAUAAAUAUUAAAACACUUUA
Molecule: messenger RNA, 3093 nt
Organism: Triplophysa dalaica
Lineage: Eukaryota; Metazoa; Chordata; Actinopteri; Cypriniformes; Nemacheilidae
Gene: sncaip
Product: synuclein, alpha interacting protein
Exons: 10
Coding region: 309-2645 (778 amino acids)
Molecular function (GO): ubiquitin protein ligase binding
Source: RefSeq, a predicted model, not a curated record